CUACAAUCACGGUACACCAUUCGCGACCAUGUUUCCCAAAACCGCUCUUCUCGCCCUCGCACUCGUUCCCUUUUCCUUAGGUCAAGUCGCCGAUGACUUUGAGGGUGGAUGGGAUGAAGCAUCAUGGCCAACUUACGCACCUGACUGCAACCAAGGUGGUAAAGUCAGCCUGGACACCUCUACUGCUCACAGCGGCAAGAACUCCGUGAGGGUUGAUGGUGCGGGUGGUUUCUGCGGACACAUCUUUUUCGGCACGACAAAGGUCCCCAGUGGCGAUAUCUACGUUAGGGCUUGGAUAAAAGCAUCGAAGGCCCUCACUGACUCCCAUGUCUCCUUCAUCACCAUGCCCGACUCCGCUCAGGGCAGCAACAAGCACCUACGCAUUGGCGGCCAGAGCAAGAUCCUAAUGUACAACCGCGAAUCCGAUGACGCCACCCUUCCUGACUUGUCCCCUCAAGGUAUCGCAGCCUCCGCCGCGCUUCCCACCGGUGACUGGCAAUGCUUCGAGUACCACGUCGGCCCCGACGGCACCAUCGAGACAUGGUUAAACGACAAGGCGAUCGAAGGUCUUACCAGCAAGGCGGGCGUCGCUAACAGCAAUGCCGCGCAGUGGCAGCGCAGCAGUGUCAAGCCGAAGCCUACUGCUAUUUACUUCGGCUGGGAGUCGUACGGAGGCGACACGAACACCUUCUGGUACGAUGAUAUUGCUGUGAGCGCGACGAAGGUUGGAUGUACCUAGAUGGAUCUGCUCCCCCUUGCCCCUUAACCUAGACAACUUGUAUAUUAGCCUAAAUAGGUGGAGGGAAAGGUACACCAAUUAUAACUCUGGAUGUCAAUCCACGGGAAA
Molecule: messenger RNA, 847 nt
Organism: Annulohypoxylon maeteangense
Lineage: Eukaryota; Fungi; Ascomycota; Sordariomycetes; Xylariales; Hypoxylaceae
Exons: 2
Coding region: 29-739 (236 amino acids)
Source: RefSeq, a predicted model, not a curated record